Molecule: messenger RNA, 2622 nt
Organism: Silurus meridionalis
Lineage: Eukaryota; Metazoa; Chordata; Actinopteri; Siluriformes; Siluridae
Gene: tmem41b
Product: transmembrane protein 41B
Exons: 7
Coding region: 303-1148 (281 amino acids)
Cellular component (GO): endoplasmic reticulum membrane
Source: RefSeq, a predicted model, not a curated record
ACUUUAAAACCGAGGAACGUACUGAAGCGUGAAUUUUGUGUACCGUUACACCCAUAAUAGUUAUAAGUGCAAUGUAUCAUGUAUGUCAGGUGCUUGCAGUUACAGCAGAUGGCGCUCUUCCCGUUUAUCUUCCUCGUUAUGAUCGUGGAAGAAGACAAAUGUCGAAGGUCAGGCGCGUUUCCUUCCUCAGCGCUCAUUAGGAAGUAACCGGCUGUUUUUUUGUUGAACGCCACGGGAUCCGGUGGCUCCUCUCUCAGCGACAGUACACGCCGGUUUUUCAACGUUAUUACACUCAAACCAACAUGGCGAAGAAGAGGAGCGGAGUCCGCGAGCCAGACGGCACUUCACUCAUAGAAAAAGAAUCGACGACAAAAGAAAUGCAGCCUGUUAAAGCGGCGCAGUACACUGAAGGAGGAUCCGCACGCAUGUCCCUGCUCAUCCUGGUUACUAUCUUUGCCUGCGCUGCUUCAGUCAUGUACCUGGUUUACAGAAAUUUUCCAGAGCUGAGCGAAGAUGAGAGGGACAAGAUAAAAAUCCCCAAAGACAUGGACGACGCAAAGGCCCUCGGCACAGUUCUCUCCAAAUAUAAGGACACCUAUUAUACCCAAGUGCUUCUAGCAUAUUUUGCUACAUACAUCUUCCUCCAGACAUUUGCCAUUCCCGGUUCAAUUUUCCUGAGUAUCCUCUCUGGUUAUCUGUACCCCUUUCCCCUGGCCCUGUUUCUGGUUUGCCUGUGCUCAGGUCUUGGAGCGUCUUUCUGCUACAUGUUGUCUUAUUUAGUUGGCCGGCCCAUGGUGUAUAAGUACCUCACAGAGAAAGCGCAUAAAUGGUCACAACAGGUCGAUAAGCAUAGAGAACACCUCAUCAAUUACAUCAUCUUUCUGAGAAUUACGCCUUUUCUCCCGAAUUGGUUUAUCAACAUCACUUCUCCGGUCAUCAAUGUGCCUCUAGGAGUCUUCUUCUUUGGUACAUUUCUUGGAGUUGCUCCUCCAUCUUUUGUAGCCAUAAAUGCCGGAACUACACUGUAUAAGCUGACCACAGCGGGCGAGGCCGUGUCCUGGUACUCACUGGCCGUGCUGGCUGUCCUGGCUGUAGUCUCUAUACUCCCAGUGUGCUUCCAGAGAAAGCUUCAGGAAAAGAUGGAGUAAACGAACACCUCGUUUUUUCUGCCUGUCAUCUAGUUCAUCCUUGUCCUUAUGUGCACAACUGUCUUUUUUUUUUGUCAUCAUCAAAGACAAAACGGGCCCAGAACUGUUGAAUACUGACUGGCUCCAGAUCGCGCCACAUGCUUGUUUUUUGUGAACAGAAUGAACAUUUAUAUCCAUAAUCUUUUUAUUGUUUCAUAUGUUUUAAUGAUCUCGUGUAGCAGUUAUUGUUCCCAUAUCAAAUUAAUCAUUUAAAAUUUUUUUUUUUACUUUAAAGCAAUACAUUUUGAGGUGUUUUUAGCCCGUGUUGCUUUGGCAGCACAAGUAGGGUGCUAUGCCAGGAGAAAUUUAAAUAAAUAGGCCAUGACUUUAUUUCCCCACACUUUGGGUGGUAAGUAAGUAAUCAAAAUGUAUAUGAUGUGUGUGUGUGUGUGUGUGUGUGUGUGUGUGUGUGUGUGUGUGUGUGUGUGUGUGUGUGUGUGUGUGUAUACAUACAUUUCAUUUUGAUUAAUUCUAGACAAACAGCAAGUCUUUCUGCCAAACAUUUAUUUUUUUCCUGGAAUUUUUUUUUUUUACUUAUUUAUAUCAGAAGACAAUUUUGUGAAAUUGAAUUGCAUUUAUAAGGCCUCAUUUGUUGUCAUUUUUGUUUUUAGCUAGAAUGUUUUUGCUUGCAUUCAAUUUGUCUUAAAAAGCAAGUUACUAGAAAUAGAUUGCAGUAACCCUUUUGAAAUUGUUCUCCACCCCGAACUUAAAAGAGGAAACAAAGAGGAGUGAGAAUGAUGAUUUUGGUUGUGAUUAUUCAAAAUCAGAAGAAACCUUGUGAAUCUUAACCAGAUUAAAAAUACACACACAAAAAAAAAAGCAAUUUAGAAAAUUGAUUGUAAUACAGUGGGUUCGUGUUUGCACUGAAUGUUUUUUUUUUUUGGGGGGGGGGUACAUUUUACCCUAUGAAGGGUAGAAGCUGGAUACCUCAUUGUGUAUGAUUUCACGGUUUGCUCAUCCAAAGCAUCAUUAGUCCUUUAGUUUCCAAUCCUGGUACUGGAAGUGCUCCUGUUCGCCUGUGAUUUCUUAAUUAGCUAAUAGAUUUAGAUCAAUGAAUCUGAAAGUACAGUAUGUGUAUAGGCUCUUGUAGGACCAGGAUUUAGAACCAGCGGUCUCUUGCUUUCUGCAGUUUAGAAAACACUUACGUCCCUUUGUAUAUUCUAGUGAACCUCUAUUAAUCAUUUCCUAAGCCCACCCAUGUUUAUUUAGUAAAUUUCUACAAUGUCUUUGCUUUUCCUUACAUUUACUUUUUGAUUUCUCUUCAGGUUUGUGAUUUAAGUUGCUUCCACUCACUCAUACACAGUAUUACAUUGAUCCUUUGAGAUGUUCUUCACAUGUAAAUGCUACUAAUUGAUAAUGUUUUCUUUCAAGAUGUCAUUAUGAAAUCUAAAAUGAAGAUAUUUAUUAUGAAAUAAUUAAAACAUGGUUUCCUUCA